AGAGCAGCAUCGUCUCGUCCGUCGACGAUCUCGAACCAAGGCUGAUUCCCCGAGAGAGCGCGCGUAUAGCGUACUCGUGCGGAUGGAGGGAGAGGGUGUACGGCUAAGCGGCGUGGCCUGGCGUGGCUGGCCUUUGCUGCCGCCGACUGCCUUCUAGGCGGCAGGAAUGGCUUCGCCGGCGGCCGAGAACGUGUUUGGCGGCCGCGGUCGUAGCGCCGCUGACAGGUCGGACCGCUUCACUAACGGCACCCCGUACGGCCUCUCCUCUGCUUCUUCUUCAAGGCACUACCGCUCGGGGCGACCGAUCGUAGCAGGGGGAGGAGGAGGUGCUCCUGCGGCCAUGACCUACCGCAGGGGAGCCAAGGACGAUGGCUGCUGCAGUGUCGGAUUCCUCAAGUGCCUGCUGCACACCUUCAACUUCAUCUUCCUGCUGUCGGGAUGCGCGGUGCUGGGCGUGGGUGUGUGGACGCUGGUGGCCAAGCGGCACCACCUGAGUCUGCUCACAACGGUCACAUACGCCUCGACGGCCUACAUGCUCCUCCUGGCUGGAGCACUAGUCAUCCUCGUCACGGCGCUCGGUUGCGUGGCCGUCUGCCGCCUGCAUCGGUGCUUCCUCCUGGCCUACACGUUCCUGCUCCUGUUGAUCUUCCUGAUGGAAGCCGUUGCGGGGAUCAUUGCGUACGUCUACGAAGAACAGGUGUGGAACGAAUUGGCUGAUGGACUGAACACAACUUUCGUCGAGAGCUACGGCACUGACGCAAGCAGAACAGAGGCGAUCAACGACUUGCAGCGCAGUUUCAAGUGCUGCGGUGCCAAUGGUUUCGACGACUGGAAGCACAGCAUGUGGCUUCGCAAGAACUCUCGUACCAACAACAAGGUUCCAGACUCUUGCUGCAAGACCAUAGGGAUUGGCUGUGGCAAGUUGGCCCACCCCUCAAACAUCUACUACGAUGGAUGCAUCAAUGCACUUGAUGAACAGAUACGGGAGCAUUUAAUCAUCAUAGGAGCUGUUGGCCUUGGAAUAUGCCUUGUUCAGGUUUUCGGCAUGAUAUUCUCCUGCUGUCUGUACUUGAGGUUACGGGACUACAGGAGGCAUCCGCAGUACUACUGAUGUUGCAUUUGGAAGGUUUUCAAGGAAGUAAUAGCUGCAAAUCAGGGACGGGGGAUUUGUGCAGCACGAAAUGCACAAUACCAUGCUUAAAAAAAAGUUGCAUUGCUUCUGGUGUCUUUCUGUCAUAGCAUGAUAACCAUUAUCUACCUUGCCUGCAUCUUCUCAGUUUAACACCACAUGCCUGGCGAAUGGUUUACAGGCUAUCAGUGUGGCACAGCUUUCUUGGCAGAACAGUAGUGAUUCCACUCUUCAAUAAAGCAAAUGCAAGCAAGCCAGGUAACAAUUGUUGUUGUGUGACAGAAAGACGCUCUGACAGGUUUAACUUCUGUUUCAGAGUGAAAAACGUGAUGCGCCUUAGUAUGCAAGAACAGGGAGUUUUCGGGCCUUUGAUUUGUACAUAGUUGGGUCGUAGAGCUGUUUAGUUUAUUUAUUUGGUGCGCUAUAUACCAAGGAAAGAAUCUCUGUGUCAUCUUGUGUUCAAUUGUUUUUAUUUCAUUUUUUGCUUGUUUGUACAUACAUAAGUGUUCUGAAAUGCUGUGAAAUGCAAUGUGUAAUUUAGUGUGACUCAACACAUAUUGUGAAGCUUUGUGUCAAGGUUGUGCUAAGCCAACGUCGGUGGUCAACUCAUCAUUACUUCUGAAUGCGUGCUGUUUUGUUUUUUUCUCUGACAGAAUCAAUAACCAACAACAAAAAAAGGCAUAUGAGAGAAGGCCUCAGUGUACAGAGGUGUUGGAGUCACAUGCAGCUGAUUCUGUAUAGGAUCUGUAGCGUUACCUAUUUAUAAACUGUGCUUAGCCUUCCUGUGAAGAUAGUGGCUGUUAGAUGUAAAUAAAUUGUUUCCUCAAUGUUGCAA
This is a messenger RNA of Rhipicephalus microplus (southern cattle tick), 1964 nucleotides long. RefSeq names its product CD151 antigen. The record is from RefSeq and is a predicted model, not a curated record. NCBI's taxonomy places the organism in Eukaryota, Metazoa, Arthropoda, Arachnida, Ixodida, Ixodidae. Gene Ontology annotation, cellular component: plasma membrane.